CGGUGCUCGUGAUAGCCGGUCCGGGCGCGCUCCCGGUGCAAGUGAUGGUCGGUACGGGCGCGCUCCCGGUGCUCGUGAUGGCCAGUACGCACAAUUGCCAGUUGUCUGUGAUGGCAGAUAGGGGUACGCGCCCGGUGCUCGUGAUGGCCGGUACGUGUCUCGGUGUCUAUCAGUUGCAGCUCGCAUCAAGUUCAAGACACUGAUGCUUGCAUAUAGAACAGCCACAGACUCAGCUCUCGCCUGCUUCCAGGAGCUCUCUGCCUGUCCUGAUAUGUCCAAAGUGGCCGGUUAUGAAUUGUUUGUCUGCUCUGAACUAUCUGUCCAUCCCAUCACGAGCACGGAGGUUGUGCCCAAACUAUCUGUCUGUCCUGUCUUGGCCAUUUAAGUCGUUCCCUCAUCUCUGGCACUCAUAGUCUCCACCGCGCGCAACUGCAGGAACACACACACGCACGCACACACACACACACACGCACGCACGCACGCACACACACACACACACAUUUCUUCUUCAUUCACACAGCACCAAGGAAGCAUGCCUACAUGAUGAAACCCACAGGACGAUGAAGAGUCAGACGUCAGGAGUCAGAGAAGAUCAUCAGCUGAAGACAGAUGAAGGAGACGGAGGAGGAAACAGAGAAACAUGUUACUCGCUGAUACCAGAGUGAUUGUUGCACACAAUCCUCUUCACAGGAGAAGACGAAGCAAAGACCUGCCUCUUUACAUGAGGAUUGUUCUUCUGGGCUCCAGCGUGUCUGAAAACAGUAGAGUAGGAAACUUCAUCUUAGGACGAGCAGCGUUUGACAGUGAAGCUGCUCCAGAUGUUGUAGAAAGAGUCGGAGGAAGACUGAAGGACAGACACCUGAUGAUCACCAACAGUCCUCAGCUGCUCCAGAGGAACAUCUCAGAUCAUCAGAUCACACAGACAGUGAGAGAGUGUGUGUUUCUGUCUGAUCCAGGACCUCAUGUGAUCCUUCUGCUCCUCAAACAUGAGCAGUGUUCAGCAGAAGAUCAGGAGCUUGUGGAGAAGGUGCUGGGAUCUUUCUCUGAGCAGGUUUAUCAACACACCAUGGUCCUCACAACACAAGAGACCACAGAAACCAGUGACAUCCUACAGAACAUCAUUCAGAAGUGUGCAAACAGACACUUCAGUCUUCAGAGAAGCAGCUCUCCUGAGGAUCUUCUGCUGAUGUUUGAGGAGAUUGUGAAGAUGAAUGAUGGACUUCACCUGGAGUGUGCUGAAGCUGCACAGUGUUUCACCAUGAAACAACAGAUCACAGAGAGACGUGAGUGUGAGGAUAUUUGAAGUUUCA
Carassius gibelio (silver crucian carp) is the source of this 1310-nucleotide messenger RNA. Its product is annotated as GTPase IMAP family member 9. The record is from RefSeq and is a predicted model, not a curated record. The transcript has 4 exons. Bases 641 to 1303 code for a protein of 220 amino acids. Gene Ontology annotation, molecular function: GTP binding. NCBI's taxonomy places the organism in Eukaryota, Metazoa, Chordata, Actinopteri, Cypriniformes, Cyprinidae.